This is a messenger RNA of Psilocybe cubensis, 471 nucleotides long. RefSeq lists its product as uncharacterized. The record is from RefSeq and is a predicted model, not a curated record. NCBI's taxonomy places the organism in Eukaryota, Fungi, Basidiomycota, Agaricomycetes, Agaricales, Agrocybaceae. The transcript is spliced from 5 exons. Gene Ontology annotation, molecular function: single-stranded DNA binding. The coding region runs from base 1 to 471 and encodes 156 amino acids.
AUGCUCUCCGCAAUUCGUGUAUCUGCCGCGCGCUCUUUUACUGCUCGUUCCUUUUCUUCGUCCAGUCGCGCAAGUGACCUCUCCAAAUUGACGCUGAUUGGUAACCUUGCGAGAGACCCAGAGGCCCGUCUGACCAAAAACGACAAAGAAUACAUAACAUAUACGGUCGCUGUUAGGAAUUCAGGCCCACCUCCUGGUCCAGACGGAGAGCGUACCCGUGGCUCCACCACUUACCACAGGGUUCUUUCCUUCAACGAUGGCUCUAACAAAUAUCUUCGUACUUUGAAAAAGGGUAGUCGAAUCUAUUGCGAAACAACCUUCGAAUUGAAAGAGCCAGCUCCUGAUGCCGACCCAUCCACUCCACAAGGACAACGUCAAAUCUUCCUUCGACAUGAGUCCCUCAAAGUAAUCUCUACUCCCAAGCCCCAGGAACAUAGCGAGGAGUCGACUGAAGACCGGUCCUUUGUCUAA